Molecule: messenger RNA, 532 nt
Organism: Drosophila mojavensis
Lineage: Eukaryota; Metazoa; Arthropoda; Insecta; Diptera; Drosophilidae
Gene: Or98b
Product: odorant receptor 47a
Exons: 1
Coding region: 44-466 (140 amino acids)
Biological process (GO): sensory perception of smell
Cellular component (GO): membrane
Molecular function (GO): odorant binding; olfactory receptor activity
Source: RefSeq, a predicted model, not a curated record
GACCUGAAACUUGUGUGCGCUGUGCGAAAUAGCGCAGAGCCAAAUGAAACGAUUUCGGGGCGAAACUUUGUCGGAGACUCAGACGAAUUUACGAAACAUUUUAACAAUUUACCAGAACUCUCUACACAUGUCGCUGACAUUGAAUCGCCUGUUCCGGCCUUUGAUCAACAUUCAGUUCCUUGUGGCGUCGCUGCUUCUGUGCGUGCUAAGCUAUCAGCUGUCUGAAAAUCUAGCCCAGCUGGAGGUCCUACAUUAUGCUGCAUUCACUAGCUCCAUUCUGGCCCAGAUUUUCCUCUACUGUCACUGCGGUGAGCAUCUCAAAGAGCAGAGUCAACAAUGCACUUGGCAACCCUUGAAGCUGACGAUGAUGCGAGCUCAGCGUGGCUAUCGCAUCGAUGGCCAUUUUGGAGACAUUCAUGUCGGUAUGUUUUCUUUACAAAUAAAUAGUUGUGUGCCCUCUGUGUGAGUUUUUAUGCAUUGUGGAUUAUAAAAACAGCCAUAUCUUACUUCAGUUACUACGCUCAAUUUCUGA